Molecule: messenger RNA, 2548 nt
Organism: Rosa rugosa (rugosa rose)
Lineage: Eukaryota; Viridiplantae; Streptophyta; Magnoliopsida; Rosales; Rosaceae
Exons: 2
Coding region: 1-1338 (445 amino acids)
Source: RefSeq, a predicted model, not a curated record
AUGGCAACCUUGAAUCAACUUUGUAAUGGAGUCUCUGUUCGUCUUGAUGAUACAAAUUACCACAUUUGGCAUUUUCUGAUGCGGCACUACCUUCGUGGUCAUGGUUUGCUCAAGUUUGUAGAUGGUUCUUAUCAUUGCCCUUCACAGUUUCAGAGGGCUGAUUAUGAUUCUCUCUCUAUUGAUAACACUGGAGCUUUUGAAAAGUGGCUGCAACAAGAUAGUUGUGUGAUUUCUUUGAUCACAGCUUCACUUUCUGCUGAUGCACUUACUCUAGUAAUUGGCUGUGAAACUUCAAUGGAGGUAUGGACCACUCUCAAACAACAUUAUGCACCAAAAUCUGAAUUUCAUAUUAUGCGAUUGAAGUCUACUCUGCAAAAUAUCCGAAAAGGAUCAGAUUCUAUACACAAAUAUUUGUUGCGAUUUAAAGAUGUCCAAAAUCAAUUAGCUGUUGCUGGAGUUCGUAUGUCAGAUGAGGACAUGAAAACAUUGAUUUUAGCUGGGCUUCCUAGUGAAUAUGCUCAUACAAGGCAAAUUAUCAGAGGCAAGAAUUCUAUAACUAUGGAAGAAGUUAGGUGUUUGUUGCUCUCUGCUGAGUUUGAGUUUGAAGUUGAACACAAGGCACACCAUUUAUCUCCCUUCACUGCUAUGGUUGCACAUAAUGCUAUCACUAGUGGGAAUUUGUCUUUGUCUUACACACAGGGCUCUCAAUUUGGUGUAUCACCAUAUAAUCUGCCUUAUGUUACUUCUGGGGUCACACGUUACAGUGCAUAUAAUAUGUCUCCUACUUGUACAAGUCAAGUUGGGUAUGCUCCACCACCAACUACUAUGACAUCCAACUCUGGUUUUGUGAACCCGCCUACCAUAUCUGUUGGUUGCUCUCAAUAUUCUGCUCAGAAUUUCAAGGGGACUUUUACUCACCCAUCUGGAUCUGUGGCUGAAAAUGGAGGUCUAUGUAGUAAUUUUUGUAGUACCAACAGUGGAAGCAAUUUGUCUCAGCAAUCCUACAUUGGGCUUGAACAACUUCAAAGCACUCCUCAAUUCUACAGGGAUAGUUCUCACCCACAGCAACUCAGUGGUUCACCAUCUCCCAAUUUUAGUGGUUUUUCUCAGAAUAAUUUGACUUCACCUCAGCAGUUUGGUGCUUCUUCACAUGGUGGCAAUACAUCUCAGUCUCAGAAUAACAAUGGGGAAUAUUCAUAUGGCAAUGGAGGAUAUUCAUAUGGCAAUGGAGGAUAUACUCAGAUGGCAAUACUCAGAGCAACUACCCUCAAUUUCCAAGUAGCAACAGCAAGACAUACACAAAUAGUAAUAGACCUGCAGCCUUCAAGCCCGAGUUGAACUCAAAUCAUCACUAUGGAGGGACACUCAUCUGUCAGAUCUGUGAGAAGCCUGGACAUGGAGCUUACAAAUGCUAUCAGAGAAAUCCACAACAACAAUGUGAAGCCUCUAGCUCUAUUGUUAAAUGUCAGAUUUGCAAGAAACAAGGCCAUACUACAAAAAGGUGCAGGUCCAUAAUCAAUAAUAAAAGUGGUAACACUGCAAUGGUUCCCUGUACUGACAAUGUAUCAGAUGAAAUUAGUACAACCUUAUCACAUAUUGUUGAAGAUCACCCUCACUCUGUAGUUGGAGAGGGCACAGUCAUCUCAGAGCUACCAAUAUCCAUUCCUGGUGCUGUGUCCCCUACCUCACAGUCGUUUCAGAACACAACACAGUUCAAAUACCUAUGCCGCAACCUAGCGCUUGGCCUCCCAAGCACUAGUUUGAGGGGGGAUGUUAAGAUGAAGGUUAAUGAUGAGAGCAAAGGUGAAAGCAAGGGUGAGGAUGGUUCUAUCCAGGGGCGUAUCUACUAACAAGGCUGGUUGGGCUAUAGCCCAAGGGAGAAUCAAGGAGAAAAAGGCCUAAGUAUAGGUAUUGCAGCCUACUUAAAAAAAAAAAAAAAAAUAUAUGUAAACAUAUGAUAUUAAAUUAUUAAGCUUUAUUCCUUACCAGAGAGAGAGAGUAGCCGACAGACAUCAGUUCCUCUUAAAAAAAUAAGAGAGUAGCUCCUCUUAUUGAAUCUUGACUUCCUCAGUUCCUCAGUUCCUUUCCUCUUCCUCAGACCUCAGUUCCUCUCAGUUCCUCUUCCUCCGACCGAGCAUCAGUUCCGAACUUCGUCAGUUCCUCUUCCUGAGUUCCUCCAAGGCUCCAACCCGAUUAGCUCCAGAUCACCCACAUAAAGAGGCUUCAAUUGAAGUAAUCGAAAGACCGGAACUUCGUAAGAGAUCAUUGAAUGGCAAAAGUCUGAAAUCUUUCCAAAUCGUGUCAUUCCUGUGAGUUCUCUCUUUCUAAUUCUCUGCUUAAUUAAUUGCUUGGAGGCAGUGGAUGUUUGAAAUAUGUGAUAGGGAUGGCGGAUGGGCUAUUGAUAAAUGAUAAUCGGUAUAUUAGUUGCUUUGCGGUGGAUUAAUUGGUUUGCGGAAUUGCGGUGGCUAUUGGAUAAUUGGAAGCUUGCAAUAUUAAAUAUGGAUGUUUGAAAUAUGCAAUAUUAUAUGUGGUUGAUUUCAGUUGCUUA